Molecule: messenger RNA, 2946 nt
Organism: Dermochelys coriacea (leatherback sea turtle)
Lineage: Eukaryota; Metazoa; Chordata; Testudines; Dermochelyidae
Gene: MGMT
Product: O-6-methylguanine-DNA methyltransferase
Exons: 7
Coding region: 1115-1711 (198 amino acids)
Biological process (GO): DNA repair
Cellular component (GO): nucleus
Molecular function (GO): methylated-DNA-[protein]-cysteine S-methyltransferase activity
Source: RefSeq, a predicted model, not a curated record
GCUAACUAGUGCAAAUUGCGUAAGAGGAAAUUAAGCGCGCUCCUAGCAGCCGCCGCUGCCUCCGCGUGUGUGCGCGGGCUGCCGCGUGUGUGCUGGUGGUGAUGUCUUAGGGGGUUUUUUUUGUUUUUUUCCUUCCCCUCUUGUAAUCCCUUCGGCAGAGCGGUCCCCCUGUCUUCCAUUCCCUCAGACUACAGUGAAUUGGGAGAUCUGGUUGCCUCCUAGUAUUUUCAUCAUCUUGGAUCUGAGAUAAAAUGGAAAUACCAGAUUUCUUGUUAUGUCAAGCAAAUAGGUGGCUCCUUAAGGCCUGUCCUACAACAACAAAAUUAAACCCUUCAAAUGCCCCGUAUCCAUUUCUGUCAUAAAAAAAUCUCCCUAUGGUGGAAAAAAGUGAAGCAAACCAGUAAUGUAGCCAGCAUGAACUAUGUUCCAGAACUUCUUAUCUGCUCAAUCUGGGCUGAGGAUAAUUGUUUGCUGUGUAGAAAAUAUUUGGUAAUAUGGUGCCAAAUCUGUCACUCCUCUUUUUAAUGUAAGGAGAAGGCAAAAUAAAGGUUAAUAAGGCGUAUUAGUUUAUUGCUAUAUUUGUAAUACAAACUGUAAAAAUAUAGACAAAUAUAGACAAUCCUCUUUGCUAUUUCAUCAUUCUCAAGCAAGUCAUAGUGUAGUUUUUAAUUUCUGCAUCUUCAUUUUUUAAUUUUUUUUCAUGUUGGUCUCUGCUUUUACCUUAUUAAAUGAUAGAAUGUCACACUUCUAUAGUAUUUCAAAUUUUCAGAGCACCUUAUAAGUAUUAAUCCUCACUCUCUCUGUAUCAUGGGUGACUAUCUUCAUUUUUCAAGCAGAGAAAUAAAGAUACAGUGUGAAUAAGUGACUUGCUCAAGGUCACUUAGUGGCAGAACUGAUUAAUUCUUGAGUCCAAAUUGUCCCUAUGCGGGGAGUGUGAGGGAAACGUAUGUCAGAUUAGAAAUUCCAUGGGAUUUCUUGUGGAAUAUUCUGUUUCGGAGGAGGGGGGGGGGUUAGGGUUAACCAUUUUGUGGAAAUGUGAAAGUUUUCUACUGAGAAUCCUUUGAAUGUUGGCAGUCCAUUGGAGACCAAGGCAAAACUCCUUCAUGUAUUUAACAUGGCAUCAAGACUUCAUCAAAAAGUUGCUUUAAAAGAUGGAAAAACUCAGUGUAAGAAGAUGCAAGUAAUGCUGAACAGCCCUGUGGGAAGAAUUGAAAUAUCUGGAUGUGGAACAGGUGUACAUGAAAUACAAUUUAAGGAAAAUGUUCUGUCACAAAACAGCACUAAGGAAGCCUCAGUUACUUGUGAGGUCUGUGAAGGCCCAGAGGAAAUGACAGAACCACUGAAACAGUGUACAGCCUGGCUUCAGGCCUACUUCUGUGAGCCCUGGAUGACCGAGAAACUUCCUAUGCCUCUCUUUCACCAUCCAGUUUUUGAACAAGAUUCAUUCACCAGACAAGUGUUAUGGACCCUGUUGAGAAAUGUGAAAUUUGGAGAGGCAGUUUCUUACAAGCAAUUAGCAGACCUGGCAGGCAACAGCAAAGCAGCAAGAGCAGUGGGAGGAGCAAUGAGAAGCAAUCCUGUUCCGAUUAUAAUACCAUGCCACAGAGUGAUUUGCAGCAGUGGACAGACUGGCAACUAUGGAGGAGGAACUCAUCUGAAACAGUGGCUUUUGUCACAUGAGAAGCAUCAGAAAGAAAAGUUAGCAUAUUGAUGCAGUUCAGCCACAGCUGUUAUACAGCCAAAACACAUAACCAAAGAUACUUGGCUUAUAACAAGCUUUCAGAACACACAGUAGAAUUCAGGAAAAUGGUAAAUAUUUGAGUGACAUAUAAAUAUAAUACAACAUCCGAAGUGAAAUGUGUGGUGGCACUACUAUAUUAAAAAAGCUGGAUGUGUCCUAGGGGACGCAGCUUGUAUGCCCUUUCUUGUUUUUACAUUUUACAGCAGAAUGAGUACAGCGGACUGGUGCCUGUUGUGCAUGUAUUUUGUUCCCAUCUCCAGUCCUGUUUUGUUCUAUUUUUAAUGUCCAUUAAAGCAAGGAUAAGGGAGUAGGAGGGGCAUGGCAAAUGUUAGGUGCAACUGCCCCUCUAAGGAAGCAUCUGGCUCACAGAGGGGACAGCCGGCAGUCUGAAGCCUUUGCGUGUUUCUGAGAGCAAAAUGAAAUGCAAAAGCUUCAGCACACACCUCCCUGUUCCUGCCUAGCUUUGUAUUUGUCCAGAUUGAAAAGCUUGUACCUCUGCCAGGAUUGUUGCUCAAGAUUCUCCUGUUUUUCUUUGAUGUUUGAACUGUUGAAAUGAUGUUUUACGUAAACAGUUGUUAAUUAAACACAUUGAGAAUCAUUCAAAAGGAAAUGGCUAUUGAAUUGCCUAUUCACAGCUUUUCUUUUCAAAUUGUUUGAGAUGCUUAGAAGAUAUGAAUAAAAAUUAUUCUGCCUUUAUUAACAUUGCAGUAAGUAGACAGAAAAGUAGAUGCUGGUGAAUUAUUUUAUGCCAAAUAAAGAGCUUUUUUUCAAAUUAAGCAGUUGAGUUACCAUAGUUUUCUCAAAAAUUUAAAAUUGUUAUAUAUUGUGAUUAUUACUUAUUUUAUUUAGCUUUCAUGUGCAUUAUACAAUACUCUGAGUAGUUAGGGAAAAAGCUUUUUUUUCAUGUAGGUUAUCCAUAGAAAAUAUAGGCAGUGAAAGGAUAUUGAAGCUAAAAUUUCUGAUUACUUAAAAAGGAUUCCAUGAAAGUAAAAUAUUACAAACUACCAAGAGCUGAAAUUUUCAGUCUGGGAGUCAUAAAUUAUAACAUGGAAAUACUGAUUUUAUGGGUUUUUUUUCAUAUUCUUGUAGGUGUCUCUUUAGAAAGCUCAUUGCUAACAAAGAAAUUACUGUAUUAUAUUACAAUGUAUUACUUUGUUAAUCCAGCAUUAUUGAUAUCUUUUUAAUAAAGUUAUGUUGUGCAUGUA